This is a messenger RNA of Fimicolochytrium jonesii, 1014 nucleotides long. RefSeq lists its product as uncharacterized. The coding region runs from base 1 to 1014 and encodes 337 amino acids. Gene Ontology annotation, biological process: transcription open complex formation at RNA polymerase II promoter; transcription initiation at RNA polymerase II promoter. The record is from RefSeq and is a predicted model, not a curated record. The transcript is spliced from 9 exons. NCBI's taxonomy places the organism in Eukaryota, Fungi, Chytridiomycota, Chytridiomycetes, Spizellomycetales, Powellomycetaceae. Gene Ontology annotation, cellular component: transcription factor TFIIE complex.
AUGUCGUCAGUAGCUUCAGCGGGUCCAACAGCGACAGAAACGGCCCAUGCGAAAGAGCUUCUGCAGAAGCUUGUGGCGCUAGUUGCAAGAGCUUACUAUGAACCCCGACAUGUAGUGAUCUUGGAUAUCCUGGUCAGAGUGAACUCACAACGAGACGAAGACCUCGCCAAAGCGUUACGAGUGCAAGCCAAAGAGCUGCACAAGAUCUGCGGAAAACUGAAACUGGACGGUCUCGUGAAAGUUGAAAUCCGCCACGAAUUGGUCGGGCCAGUCAUGGAAGGCCGGCAGCAGCGCAAGAUUCCCCGGUCGUACUUCUACAUCGACUAUAAGCAGUUUGUGGAUGUGGUCAAGUGGAAGAUCUACAAGAUCGGGAAGAUGAUUGAGAAGGAAGUGCAGAUGCAAAUGGCGAAUAUGCCAUAUAAAUGUCCAACCUGCCAUAAGGAGUACUCGACACUGGACUUUGCGAUGCUGAACAAGACGCAUAACAUGAUGCCGCUAUGCGAUAUCUGCGGGAUUGAGAUCGUGGUUGGGAAGACGGCGGUGGAUUCAGCUGGGGUGAGCGAGAAGUACACCAAAUUCAUGAACGAAAGCCAACCAAUAGUCGACAUCCUCAAACAAACCGACCGGCUGAUAAUACCAGAAUGGGUCUCGGACGCCGACACCACGGGCACGUCAUACGUCCCAGGAGACGAGCUAGGGUUCUCGCAGGAGCAGGGGGCGGCGCCGGCGAAGAUUGUGGUGGAGGUGGAGGAUCGGGGUGAAGGGGAGGAUGAUGAGGAGUUUGAGGAUGUGGGGAAGAAGGAGACGGAUUCUCAGGCUAAAGCUCUAGAAGAAUACUACGCCAGCCUUCAAGCAAAGGCCAACGGAGGCGACACAAUCACGGGGAAGAGAAGCCGGGACACCGACGACGUUGGGGACGACGAGCGGGACUCGAAUUCAGCAGUAACCCCGACCAAUGGCGGUCCGGUGACGGUCUUGGACUCGGAUGACGAGGAGGAGUUUGAGGAGAUCUGA